GACAGACCCGGCGGGGGUGACAGUAGCCCAGACUGCUGUGCGUUGAUGCUCUCCCCUUGCUUCAUGUGGCCUUUGAACUCAUUGUUGUGUCGCGGGUGACGUCAGUGCCGUGUGCGGGAGACGGAGCGGCGUGCGCCUGGCGAGACAAAGGCGGCGGACCGACCGGGGUCAGGCAGGCAAGAGCAGCAGCAGAAAGCCGAGAAUCACUGUUUUUUUUUUUUUAAACUAAAAGGUAACCGCUAACCUUGGACUUCAGUAGAGCCCUCCCUGACGCUGGGAGAAAUGAAGAGGCAGUGACACUCCUGUGGAAAUCUCCUGGAGGAGGAAAAACAACAGUGCCCUCUUUUCGGUUUUAAACGUUUUUUUUUCUUCUCCUCAAACGCCCCCCUUUCGGUUUGCUAGUUAGCCGAACCGCUAGCUCCUAGCGCUGCACAGCACAGCACAGGUCUCCUCCUUCAGUCUGCUCCACGUCUUUCCCUAAAGAACUGGGCUACGAGUGAAGAGAGGACUUCAUCGACAAAACGUAGAUAAACAGAGGGUGAGCGGACUCCCAACAAAACAGGCAUCCGUGAUCUGAUGUGAGAUCCACGGAGAGACUAUGCCUAGCCCUUUAUUUCACCCCGAGAUUAUGGACCACGACGUGGUGAUCAGCAGCCAACACAACGGGGUCGGUCUGUCCAGGGAGACGGAUCAGGAGUCCCGGGAGGAGGACCACCAAGAGGCGCUCCGCUUCGCCCUGGACCAGCUGUCACUGAUGGCCAUGGAGAAGGUGGACUGUGGGGGCGGCGGAAGCAGCGGGCUUGUGGACAGCCUGGAUGGGACCCAGGGUCCGGGACCCGAGAAUUGCAACGGUGUGAGUGGAGGGGGGUUCGUGGAUCUACAAAUGCUGGACCAUCCCAGCGGGUCUCGGGACUCUCCGACGUCCUGCUCUCCAUCCCCGGAGUACUAUGGCUCAGGGGGGUACCACAUGGCCGGCUCCCACGCCAUGCUCCACGGGGAACCAAACUCCGUCCUCUGCAGCAGGAAAAGAAGUGUCAACAUGACCGAGUGUGUGCCCGUCCCCAGCUCCGAGCAUGUGGCUGAGAUAGUGGGCAGACAAGGUUGUAAGAUCAAGGCCCUGCGUGCCAAAACAAACACCUACAUAAAGACUCCGGUGCGAGGCGAGGAUCCUGUGUUCAUCGUGACGGGACGCAGGGAGGAUGUGGAGAUGGCCAAGCGUGAAAUUGUGUCUGCAGCAGAGCACUUCUCUAUGAUCAGGGCGUCCCGCUGCAAAGCUGGAGGGGGUGGAGGAGGCGGCUCCCUUCCCGGACCACCAAACCUACCUGGACAGACCACUAUACAGGUUAGAGUGCCGUACAGAGUAGUCGGUUUAGUUGUUGGACCAAAAGGGGCAACAAUCAAGCGCAUCCAGCAGCAGACUCACACCUACAUCGUGACACCGAGUCGAGAAAAAGACCCCGUGUUCGAGGUGACUGGGAUGCCAGAGAACGUGGACAGAGCGAGAGAGGAGAUCGAGACUCACAUCACCCUGAGAACUGGAACCUUUGUAGACCUCCAGGGAGACAAUGACUUCCACACUAAUGGCACUGAUGUCAGUCUUGAAGGCCUUGGCUCCCUGAGUGGGGGACUGGGGGCGACUUUGUGGUCCAGGGCAACUAGCCACCAUUCUGCCCCCCCUCCUCCUCCAACAUCCCCACCUUCUGCUCUUUCCAUGUCCGUACACCACUCGUCCGGCAGGAAGAUGUCCUCAUCGGUUCCCUAUCACACGCACAAUGGCGGGAUGAGCGCAGACAGCUUCAGCACCGCCCGGAAGGCCACCGAGGGAGGCAGUCCCACUAGCCCUUUUAGCACAGGCUCCAGCAGCGCUGGGGGAUUCACUUUUGGGGGCGACUCCACCCCAGGACUGCCUUCGUCAGACGAGCUGGGCUUCGAGUUCAGUGCUUCCAACAUCUGGGCGCCUUUCGUCAACAGCGGAUCGGGCAAUAAGACGGGCAGCUCCUCUCAGCAGCAGCCUCUGCGUCGCAAUAGCAGCGGCGUCAGCGCCGGCGCCAUCACUCCACGAUUGUCCCCGACUCUGCCUCAGGACACAGGCGUGGUCCCCCCUCUGGAUCACCCGCUUGCCCGUCGUGCUCAAAGCGACCCCCUCAGCACUCUUUCCUGGCUGCAGUCUGGCAACGCAGGCGGCGGCUCCUUCUCCGGAGCAUCGAGCUCCAGCUCCGGCGGCUCAUCGACCGGUUACUCCUCCUGCUCGGCCUCCUCCCUCCCCGGUGGGUCGCCUACUGACUCAGAGGGAGGCGGCAGCGGUGUGGGUCUCACCUCUGGGAUUUUGAGCCGACUGAAAGGCAGCUCUGGCUCCGGGGUUGCGGCUCUGGUUGGGGUCACCCCCGGGGUCAACAGGGACUGCUUCGUGUGUUUCGAGAGCGAGGUGACGGCAGCCCUGGUGCCCUGCGGCCACAACUUGUUCUGCAUGGAGUGCGCUGGGCAGAUCUGCCAAUCAACAGAGCCAGAAUGCCCCGUCUGUCACACUCCUACCACACAGUGCAUCCGCAUCUUCUCGUAAUGUCCCGGGCAAAGGAAGGGGUGGUGGGGUGGGGUAAAAUGUGGGAUGGGAGGGGAACGGUCCCAAGUGGGGCACCAGCUGCGGCAGAGACAAUGGAAGGAGUCACAAUAAUAACCUUCACACACAUGAUGGACCAUAAUAAAUGCAUUAAUAGAGAUGACGAUACUAUAAGGAUGCUGAUUUAUUGCUGGUAACUGUCGAUAAAUGAUGAUGAUAAUAAUUAAUAGUGACUUAUUUUCAGAGUGAAGUUAAUUGAAACUGGUCUGUAGACAGUUGGAGCUCAGCCAGUCUCUUGGUGUUGAACUUAACGGAAGGAAACUAGUGUCUUAUCUCUCUUCAGGCCUUCUUUUUGACCCAGAGCGGCCCUUGUGGCUGCCUGCUGGUCUGUCUCAACAUUUCUUCAUUCUGGCUUCUUCUUCAGAUCUCUGCCUGCUCUCUCUCUCUCGCUCUCUCUCUGUCUCACAGCCUUUCUUUUUGACACUUUUGUACUUAACAGAUAUUUUUCAAUGAAGCUGUCGACGAGGCCUGCACUUUUCUACUCCCUAAUUUUACUGUUCUCAACAGGGCACUGCCCGUUUCCAACAAAUCCCUUUGUCCUUUGCUCUCACUCAUGCUGUUGUUUGUGGCACAAAGUGGCAAGGUUCCUCUUUUUUUUCUGUAAGUUUGGGACUUUCCUCUCUGUUUUUAUUUUAAAGAUCGCCGUGUUGUCAGGCACCUAGAAGAACAAUAAACCCAAGGGACCUCUUAA
Molecule: messenger RNA, 3308 nt
Organism: Neolamprologus brichardi
Lineage: Eukaryota; Metazoa; Chordata; Actinopteri; Cichliformes; Cichlidae
Product: RNA-binding protein MEX3B
Molecular function (GO): RNA binding
Source: RefSeq, a predicted model, not a curated record